AUGGCGGACGUUCCAAACGGUGGCAGAAUCGUGCCUAUAGUCACGACUGCCCGUCAGCAUUACUCAAGCUCUCCGACAAAUGAGGUCAUGGUCAAAACUCCUCAGCAGCCCUCCGAGAAGGUGAAGCUGCCUCGCAAUACGCGCAGCAAGACCAUGGAGGCGGAAACUUUGGAGAUUCCCUGCCUCAAUGAGCUAGGGCUCUAUGCUCUCCCCACUGAGGGUGAUGGCAACUGCCUCUACUACGCGCUCUCCGAUCAGCUCUACGGAGAUUUCACCCACGCCGACCAAAUCCGUGACCGGCUUGCAGACCACAUCUCUGCAAACAAAGAUUACUUCAUGAGCUUUAUAGCCGCCGCCGGUGGAGAGCGUCGAGCUCCUCGACGGGCCGCGGCCGCGGCCGCCCGGCAAUCUUACUGUUCCUCCUCGUCGUCUAGCCCAGCGCCUCCGUCGGCCAAGGAUAAAGAGCGGAGCUUUGAUUCCAAGGUGGCAGAGUCACGGAAGAAGGGCGUCUGGGGAGGAGCGGAGGAGAUCCAGGCGUUCUGUCAAUCUUUCAAGAGGGACGUCAACGUUUAUACCAUGUACGGUAUUCAGAACUUUCGCGAUGUCCACGCGCCCGCAACCGAAGAGAGAGAAAUCGUACACAUCGCAUUCCAUGAUUUUCAUCAUUACUCUUCCGUGCGACACAGCGAUGGGCCCCAUACCGGUCUGCCGUGUAUCCCCAAAGUUGAGAAAGAGCGGGAGAAGGAGGCGUCGGCUGCUAAACCCACGAUCGUAGACAUGGCCACCCCGUGGAAAAUUUCCGCUAUACAGGCGGGUCUUGGGGGCAAGUUCGACCAGAGCGCCAUAGUAGAAAUGCUUCAGCAGUGCCGUGGGAACAUAGAUCGAGCGUUCAUGAAUCUACUUGGCGAGGACAAUAACACGUCUCUGGCAGACGCGCCUUCGUCGAAGGCGAUUAUGAAGUCACGCCUCCAGCCCUCAUCGAGGUCCUCGUCGCCAUUCAGCACGGGCAGCAAACGUUCUGCAGAUGAAAGCGAUGCUGACGAUAACCCUCGACCUGCUGUCCGACGCACCCGUGCUCGUGAGAAUAAGCGACGGAUCCUUCCGGAUGUCACGGUCGGAAUUGCAUUCCGUGACGAUCAGAAUGACCUUGUGUCCUUGCGAUUGCGGGUCAGCCCUGAAACAGUUGUCCAGACGCCUACAAUCCGUCCAACCACUGAGCAGGCCGAGACAAGCUCUUUCGAAUCUGCAACCGAUAGCCCCGAUCUUCUGGCGCAGGACAAGAAAUUGAGGAUCCGACCAAAGGUUGCUCCGAGUGAGACCCCCAGCCAGUCCAAUGACUCCAGCGAUGACAGAAAGCCCCCACGACGGAGCCAACGGCUUUCACGAAGUCGCACAGCGCCUCGAAGCAGUUGA
Messenger RNA from Aspergillus sclerotioniger CBS 115572, 1413 nucleotides. Its product is annotated as OTU domain-containing protein. Gene Ontology annotation, molecular function: cysteine-type deubiquitinase activity. Lineage: Eukaryota; Fungi; Ascomycota; Eurotiomycetes; Eurotiales; Aspergillaceae. Gene Ontology annotation, biological process: protein deubiquitination. The coding region runs from base 1 to 1413 and encodes 470 amino acids. The transcript has 3 exons. The record is from RefSeq and is a predicted model, not a curated record.